This is a messenger RNA of Ascochyta rabiei, 1983 nucleotides long. RefSeq lists its product as uncharacterized. The record is from RefSeq and is a predicted model, not a curated record. The coding region runs from base 1 to 1983 and encodes 660 amino acids. Lineage: Eukaryota; Fungi; Ascomycota; Dothideomycetes; Pleosporales; Didymellaceae. The transcript is spliced from 3 exons.
AUGUCUUCGACCCCGAGUAUCCGGGUAUAUGAAUCAUCGCGCUACCAGCGACCCUCCUAUCCAAGUCCUGCGCUUGCCAUGGCCAUUCCAAGUGCACGCGACCAAGUGCCGCCGCCCUUGCCUCCUCCACGUCACAUUGAGGACCUCAGGGCGGGCCACUCUGACCCCGGCUGGCAAUGGGGUAACACAGCCAACCCAAAGCAAAAUGGCUUUGGCGGAAAUCGGCUCGCGACAGUCAGGCCUGGCUCGAGCUUGUACGGUGGAUCUGGCAGCGGCCAGGUGCUUUGUCCGCGGGACCAGUCGGCCGACCAUCUUUCCAGUGGUCGCGAGCCCUCCAUCUCACGGUCUCUCGACGACAUGAGCCCUGAAGGCAGCAGGGACCACAACAGUGACGAGGAUCGUAGCGGCAAGACUCGGCCGUCGCUCGGCAACCACAGACUCACAAGUGAACGGCAGCUUGGUCAGAAGGCCCUAGAUCACUCAUCGCAGGCCUACGACAAGCAACUUCUCUCCAAGAUUGGCGGUCCGAACACCCCAACAAGAACCACUGCGCCGCCUCUCUCGAGCAGUGCUCAAGACCCGCCUGCCGACGCUUACGCGCACAAACUCAACGGACAACAACUGAAGCCCUUGUCCGUACCUGACCGACUACACCCAGACUCCCCCGCCUUCAAGUGGCCACAGUGCGGCGCAAUAUCACCUGGAUACACUGGCUUCCGCAGUCCUGUCUUCGAAGGACCGGAUGCACAUAGAGCACGCUACGGCAGCAUCUCGACACCAGGUCCGUUGGACGAGAACCCACCCCACCACCGAGGUAGCUACGACCACAGCAUAUUCUCAGAUCACGAGUUUGGUAUGGAGGAGAAUGGAAUGCGCAACCUAAACAUCGACGACCGUAGCCCGGCUGGGUCUGAUGAGUAUCAUAUGUGCCAAAAGGCUGGCCUAAAACGACGCGCCUCAUCGCCCCCUCCAGAGGCUGUGCGUGACGACCGACCCACCACAGGCGGCAACCCCGACUUGUACCAUCGGCGUUCGGCGCAGAUGCUCGUCAAUCGCAACACCCCGGCUUCGCGCUUCCAGAUGCAUCAUGGUUCUCUGUCUUCAAUAUCGUCGUCGGCUCCUCGCACUGGCUCAGUUGGCUCCUCUCUUGGUCUUUCCACGGCAGCCAGCAGCAUGACAAGUUAUGGUGGAGAUCAACGCUUGUCGCCCAGUGCAUUGUCGCCCUCGGGGCAGACGGAACUAGGCCCUGUCUCUCCUUAUGCAGCUAGUAGAUCGCUAAAUCCUAGCCCCCGCGGCUCUUUAUCGAGCCCACAGCACCGACGAGGCUACUCCGAGUCCGAGCAUCCUCCUCAGGUCCGAAAGCUCUCGACAGAAAACAUCAUCCAUUCGCGACAGAAUUCAAUGGCCAACCGCAUUCCAGGCGCAUACAUCUGCGAGUGUUGUCCCAAGAAACCCAAAAAAUUUGACAGCGAGGACGAGUUGCGGUCACACGAGCUAGAAAAGCAGUACAUCUGCCAGUAUUGCCCGAAUCGGUUCAAGAACAAGAAUGAGGCGGAACGCCAUCAAAAUUCUCUGCAUUUACGUCGACAUUCCUGGUCCUGCGCUGCACUCGCUGGCAUUCAAGCUGCUUUCCACCCCUCCCCUACUCGUUCGGCUGCGGCCGACGUAUGCGGGUUCUGUGGCGAGGAGUUUCCCAACCCUGCAAACUGGGACGCCAGAGCAGAGCAUCUGAACCAUGUACACAAAUUUGGCGAAUGCAACCAAGCCAAGAAGUUCUUCCGCGCAGAUCACUUCCGACAACAUUUGAAGCACAGUCACGCCGGUACGAGUGGAAAGUGGACCAACAUGCUGGAAAAUGCAUGUAUGAGAGAUGAGCCACCACCACAGGAGCGAGUUGGCUCGGUGAGCUCCAUCUCCGGCCCUUCGGUGUCUUCUCUUUCAUCAAAACCUGGGAUCAUCAAUGAAGCGCACGAUGAGUCCUGA